GUGAAAAGGUGUUCAGACGACCUACACCGGUUGCACGAAAGUUCAUUUUGACUUUCGCGUUGUCGAAUUUGUAAUUUCAAAAUCGGGAAUUAUGGCAACGUCUGGAGCUUCAGCCUUACCAAACCAAGACGAAGUCGAAGAAGAUGCAUCGGAAUUGAAGUUUUCCAAAGAAUUUGAGCAAGCAGAAACGUUAUUGAACUCUGAGGUGCGUAUGCUCCUUGAGCAUCGGAAGCAGCAGAAUGAGAGCCAAGAAGAGGAACAAGAGCUCAGCGAAGUCUUCAUGAAGACUCUGAAUUACACUGAACGCUUCUCAAGAUUCAAGAAUAGGGAAACGAUAGCUGAUGUCAGAGGGCUCUUGCAGCAGCAGAAAUUGCACAAGUUUGAGCUGGCCUCCUUAGCCAACCUCUGUCCGGAGAAUGCAGAAGAAUCCAAGGCACUAGUCCCCAGCCUGGAAGGAAGAUUUGAAGAUGACGAACUGCAGGAGGUUUUGGACAACAUUCAGACCAAGAGGAGCUUCCAGUAUUGACUCCACUCUGCCACCUUCAGUGAACUUGAGCGUUGAUAACCGGGGAAUAAAUCCAGAGGGACACCUUUACUUGAACCCUCAGGGAAAUGCCCCCACCAGUGUUCCCCUAAUUUUCCACAAUUUGCUGUAAAUGUAAAUAUGGAGGAUACUUCAACAUGAGCACUGAUGAACGAUGCAUUUUCACAAACAUGUGCUCUGGUUCACAAGACAAAUUCACCAUUGUAAAUAUCAGUUAAAAGUGUAAAUAGUGUAGCAAGAGGUAUGUGUAGGUUGUGUCUGACAUGCAACUUUUCCUCGGAUAAGCUGUUUUUUGUAUUUUUCACUUAACUUUACUUAUGCCAUUGAAAUUUGAAAAACACUGUAUAAGGUCUUGUAAAGCUAGUUAUUCCCUUUUUGGUUGCUUCCCAGAAGAUCGCAAUUAGGGUCCAGCCACAAGUGUUGAAUAUGU
This is a messenger RNA of Patiria miniata (bat star), 974 nucleotides long. RefSeq names its product DNA-directed RNA polymerase II subunit RPB4-like (gene polr2d). The transcript has 4 exons. Gene Ontology annotation, biological process: transcription initiation at RNA polymerase II promoter; nuclear-transcribed mRNA catabolic process, deadenylation-dependent decay; positive regulation of translational initiation. Lineage: Eukaryota; Metazoa; Echinodermata; Asteroidea; Valvatida; Asterinidae. The record is from RefSeq and is a predicted model, not a curated record. Gene Ontology annotation, molecular function: translation initiation factor binding; nucleotide binding. Bases 92 to 526 code for a protein of 144 amino acids. Gene Ontology annotation, cellular component: P-body; RNA polymerase II, core complex.